AUGGAGGCCGCUCCUAGCAGUCCUCCCCCCAGCAGGGACUCAACCCUCACUUUUCGCAAAGUCACCGAAGACAAUUGGCGCGCGGUAGCAAACCUCAGCCCCAAAGACGGCCAGAAAGGCAACCUCGCCCCCAACGUAUGGUCUCUCUGCGAAGCCCACUAUUCCGAAGACGCAUGGGUGCGAGCCAUCUACGCCGACGAGACGCUUGUCGGUAUGCUAAUGAUGGCCAUCUGGGAUCCCGACGAGGCAUACUACAUCUGGCGCUUUAUGAUUGAUGGCCGUUAUCAGAGUCUCGGGUACGGUCGGCGGGGCGUGGAAUUUGCCAUGGCGCAUAUACGACAGCAUAACCCUGGGGCAAAGACGUUGGGGGUCAUGUCCACGCCGCCAGAGGGCAAAAGUAGUGAGAAUCCCCUCAAGAAUGUCAAGCCUGAAGACUCGCCAUACCAGUUUUAUGAGAAGCUGGGGUUCAGGGAGAUUGCGCCACCAGAUGAAGAUGGAGAGAUUAUGAUGUCUAUAGACUUGUAA
Messenger RNA from Metarhizium robertsii ARSEF 23, 525 nucleotides. RefSeq names its product GCN5-related N-acetyltransferase (GNAT) domain protein. The transcript has a single exon. NCBI's taxonomy places the organism in Eukaryota, Fungi, Ascomycota, Sordariomycetes, Hypocreales, Clavicipitaceae. Gene Ontology annotation, molecular function: acyltransferase activity, transferring groups other than amino-acyl groups. The record is from RefSeq and is a predicted model, not a curated record. Bases 1 to 525 code for a protein of 174 amino acids.